CUUGCCCAUCGUAAGCACUGGUAGAGGACAGAAGGGUUAUAAUAAUCCUGUGUGCGGCGGUAUGCUUUGAGUGCAAGGUCUCGGUUCUCAGGGCAGGGAGCAACUCCAAGUACUAAAACGACUGUUGGUCACGAAGUCAACCAUGCAUUCCACAACCAGCGCGCUUCCGAUUCCCAUCCCAACCAUCUUAACGAGUUGUCUUAUUGCCGUUGUACUGUUUGUUGGGGUACCGCUAUAUCCCACGCCGUCCAUGUCAUCCCGGCACCCACAGCUCUUGUGCCCGCGAAGGGCCAUUCUCCUCUCAUGCGCUUGGUUGUGGGGCAAGCGGCUAACCCUCGAACAAUGUAUUAUACAACACCGGAAAAUGAAAGAAGACGAGGUCAUGCGCAGCAAAGGCCGUCUUGGUCAACCUGGCGUGUAUCAUGACGGCGCCCGGGACGAGGGCGUGCUCGGCUACGUGACGAUUGCGGGCAGCAUGUGUGGGAGUCACUCGGAGGUCUCGUCGUAAAUCCACUGUUGAAAUUGUAAUAUGAAAGGGUAAGUCCGUAUGUGUCAGUCAGCUUGAUGACCAGAAUCUGUUGGUAAGCUGCCUGUGAAGACAGC
Messenger RNA from Parathielavia appendiculata, 603 nucleotides. RefSeq lists its product as uncharacterized. The record is from RefSeq and is a predicted model, not a curated record. The transcript is spliced from 3 exons. Bases 251 to 508 code for a protein of 85 amino acids. Lineage: Eukaryota; Fungi; Ascomycota; Sordariomycetes; Sordariales; Chaetomiaceae.